This is a messenger RNA of Danio aesculapii, 2054 nucleotides long. RefSeq names its product telomeric repeat binding factor a (gene terf2). The record is from RefSeq and is a predicted model, not a curated record. The transcript is spliced from 15 exons. Gene Ontology annotation, cellular component: shelterin complex; chromosome, telomeric region; nucleus. Bases 83 to 1933 code for a protein of 616 amino acids. Gene Ontology annotation, biological process: protection from non-homologous end joining at telomere; telomeric loop formation; negative regulation of telomere maintenance via recombination. Lineage: Eukaryota; Metazoa; Chordata; Actinopteri; Cypriniformes; Danionidae. Gene Ontology annotation, molecular function: double-stranded telomeric DNA binding; protein homodimerization activity; G-rich strand telomeric DNA binding.
GCGGCUAAGCCCCGCCCCUUUCCUGCAGUCUGAGCGCGCCCGCGGGAGUAAUGCUGCUGAGGCUCACAUUAAACCUGCAAGAAUGAGCGAUAAACCCCGCGAGCCGAGCGGCGAGCAGAUCAUCAACCGCUGGAGCUUCGAUUUCUACGUGUUCCAGGCCUUCAGCGCGUUCAGGAAUGGAGAUUAUACCGCCUUCACACACUUCAUCAACAUCAUCGAGAGUGUGGUGGUCAGACCAGUGGACGGACACCCGGACAUGAUCCUGAAGCUGCGCCUCAUGCAGUUUCUGUCCAGGAUCAACAACGGGGACAAGCUGGAUCUGACCUUUGAGGAGCCCAAGACCCCUCUGGAGUCGGCUCUGGACGUGCUGGAGAACAUCUGCAGAGACAUGAGCGUCCCGCACACAGAGCAGCAGCUCAUACGCCACGCCAUCAGCGAGAUGUUGGUGAUGGUGUGUAUCAGGAGCGGUGAGUUCGAGAAGGCUGAGGAGAUGCUCAAACACUUCAGCUCCUCCUCAGACUCUGCUGGGAAGAAGAAGCUGCUGCUGAACCUGAUCCGCUGCCGGCGCUCCUCUCACUCAGUGCUGCAGCUCAGCUCCUACAGCCACUUUAAGCAGGACAUGCUGCAGUUUGUGGAGCGGCUCUUCAGCGUCCCCGAGCCCUUCCUGCUGCAGAUGCUGAGGCGCUCUGGAUGGUCCAGCAAGAGUCCGGAGGUCAGGAGAUCCACUCUGAACAACCAGAGAUCCACAGUGAAGACCAGCAAACACACACCUCAGCACAGCAGUGCAGCAGAGGAUCAUGGAGCGGAGUGUGUGUCUGCAGUGAGUCUGCAGGGUCUGCAGCAGGUGUUUGGUCUGCUGAGUGAGCAGUACGGCGUCAGCAUCACCUUCCUCCAGCUGCAGGACUGCGUAGAGACAGAGGCGCAGCAGCAGGAGGAUGGAGGAGCGUCGGGCCCCGAGCUGUGCCUGACGCUGAGCGAGACCCCCAUGCAGACAGCGGCCCUCAGCGACACAGAGGAGCAGGAGGAGCAGAGCAGAUACGCUGGCAUGACCAUCUCACGCCUCGUGCAGGAGGAGGACAGCCAGAUCAGCGCUGAACACACACACAUAGAGGAGGAGGAGGAGGAGGAGGAGGAGCAGACACACACACACCGCAGCGGAGACUGGGUGGUUGUUCUGAGUGAUCUGGAGUCAGAUGAUCUUGAUGUUCAGACGCGUCCCGUCAGCUCUCCGUCUCUCAGACACACACCUACAACCAGGCAGAACCAGCACAGCAGUGGAUCAGAGCCGCAGUGUUCCUCCACUCAGCGCUCUACUCCUGCACGUCUCUGCAAACGCUCAAACACUCGUGUGCACAGGGUCUCCGAGUCUCAGAGUUCAGCAGCUCAUCGCUCGACUCCAGCAAGUCCUCCACACCCCAGCGGCUCUCGCUCCAGCACACGCAAGAAAACACCGAGCCGGCGCAGGAUUAUUGAGUCCAGCGACUCUGAAGAUGAAGAGGAGCAGACCACUCCUGCAGCCGCCACACACACACCUAGAGGACAGCGGCAGCACAGGUGUGUCCGUGUGUCCAGCGGGUCUGAGCCAGAGGCGGACAGCACAUCUCCUGCAGCACACACACGCCGCUCCACACCCACCAGCACCCCCGGCAGACGCACACACACCACUAAGAGGUCCAGAUGGCUGGAUGCGUCGGGGACCCAGGAGAACUGGAGUGAUGAGGACUCUCUGUUCCACACUUCUUCAGCUACAGCGAACAAGAACACCAGGAAGAAGAUGUGGUCCGUGCAGGAGUCGGAGUGGCUGAAGCAGGGUGUGCUCCGCUAUGGUGCGGGACACUGGGAGAGGAUCCGCUCCUCCUUCCCCUUCUCUGGACGCACCGCUGUGAACCUGAAGGACCGCUGGAGGACCAUGGUCAAGCUCAAGAUGGUCUGAUGUGUGUGUGUGUGUGUGUGUGUGCGCGUGUGUGUGUGUUUCAGCACAAUCAUGAGGUUUUACACUGAUGUUUUAUCACAGUUCUGUUCAUAUUAAAUGUUUCUGAUGUUUGUGCAGCUGC